CUCAGAAGUUGACAUCAGCUGAACGCGGAUGUCAUUUUUAUUUUUAUUAUAUGAAAAAAGAAAAACGCGGAUCGAUUAUUCAAAUACUCGUACGCUAUUUGGGGAAGAACCAAAUUUAUUCAACUCUGGCCAGUCAACUUGUGUUGUGUUGCGGUUUGGUAUGGCAUCGUUUUAAGAUCCCAAUAUCUAUUACAUGCGGUUCUUUGAAGUUCAAGAUCAUCAUUGUGUGUAAAAUCCAUCUACUUACUGAGAAGCAAAGAAAAAGUAUAAAGUACCACACAUAAUUCCAACAGAAUUGCUUAUUGUUCCUUGAAAUGGUAGCGUGAGAUGAGUAAAUCUAGGAGCUUUAUCCAAAACCUGUUCAAGCCCUUCGCACACAACUCAACGAGAGACGAUAGCCAGGAGGACUUGGAGAUAAUUGCAGCACAAGAGCAGAGGCAUUUUUCAUUUGAGGCUCUUGCUGCGGCCACCAAGAAUUUUGACCCAACCCAGAAGCUUGGUGAAGGGGGCUUUGGCCCAGUUUUCAAGGGGAAAUUGAAAGAUGGGAGAGAAGUAGCUGUGAAGAGGCUCUCACAGAGAUCAGGUCAGGGUAAAACUGAAUUCCAGAACGAGGCAAAGCUGUUGGUACGUGUCCAGCACAAAAAUGUGGUUAAUUUUGUCGGUUAUUGUGUGCACGAUUCAGAGAGGCUGCUCGUUUACGAGUAUGUGGCAAAUGAGAGCCUUGACAAGCUUCUCUUCAAACCUGAUAGACGAGAAUUGCUCAACUGGAAGCAAAGGUAUGACGUGAUAGCGGGAGUUGCAAAGGGCUUGCUUUACCUUCAUGAACAAGCUCCCUGUUCUAUUAUACACCGAGACAUCAAGGCCAGCAAUAUCUUGCUAGACGAAAAUUGGGUCCCCAAGAUAGCUGAUUUUGGCAUGGCUCGUCUCUUUCCCGAAGAUCAAAGCCAUGUUAGCACUCGUGUGGCUGGUACCAAUGGUUAUAUGGCACCAGAGUAUCUCUUUCAUGGCAUCCUUUCUAAAAAGGCCGAUGUUUUCAGCUUUGGAGUUGUGGUUCUUGAGCUGAUAAGUGGACAGAAAAAUUCGGCUUUUAACCGAGAUCCUGAUUGCUAUAGCCUUCUUGAGUGGGCAUACAAGAUGUACAAGAAACAGAGGAGCCUGGAAAUAAUGGACCCCACAUUAGCUUCGUCUGCCGAUAAUGAGCAGAUAGAAUUGUGGGUGAAGGUAGGUUUGCUUUGCGUCCAAUCGGAGGCCCAAUCACGACCUGACAUGGAUCGUGUUGUUAUGAUGCUAUCGAGAAAGCCCAACAAUCUUGAGGAGCCCAUUAGGCCUGCAUAUGUUGGGUCCAGAUACAGAAGACACAAUAAUGGGGGAAGUGGAUAUACAGUUACAGGAACAUCUGAUAGGUCGAGUUCCGGGUCAUAUGGGUCGACAGCUUCUCAGACUGCCACGUUGACUAUGAGUACAUCGAGCUUUACGGGCCCAGGUUUGGAUCCGCAUGGAAAACGCCCUAUCAAAGAUUAGGCCACUGAGAUAUAGGAACAUAUUAUUUAUUUUUAUUUUUAUUUUUUGUACAGGAAAUACAUUUUGAUUUUUUUUUUUUUAUAUAUAUAUAUAUGGUGGUGAAAAUAUUUCAGGGUGCAUGAUGGUGAUGAGUGGGCACCUUAGUAGAAGUUAGAAUUAGAAGUGUAGUUGCUUGGUUAGAUGCAUUAGUGUGUAUAAGGGAUAAUUUUGUAACCACAAAAAUAUUCAUUUUUGCCUGGAAUCAUGUUAUAGGAACAUGUCACCAGUGUGUGCUGCAUUUUACCUUUAGAAA
Molecule: messenger RNA, 1813 nt
Organism: Striga asiatica
Lineage: Eukaryota; Viridiplantae; Streptophyta; Magnoliopsida; Lamiales; Orobanchaceae
Source: the annotation of a GenBank genome assembly